AUGAGAAUCGAGACCUGCCAUUUCUGCUCCCAGCCAUGCUAUCCGAGCAAAGGCAUAACAUUUGUGCGCAAUGACGCCCGUACAUUCCGCUUCUGCCGCUCGAAGUGUCAUAAGAACUUCAAGAUGAAGCGACAGCCCCGCAAGCUGAAAUGGACCAAGACCCACCGUGCUCUCCACGGUAAGGAGAUGAUUGUCGAUUCCUCGUUGCUCCUUUCACAAUUCGCCAAGAGACGAAACAUCCCCGUCAAGUACGACCGUAACCUGGUCGCGGCCACGAUCAAGGCCAUGGAGAGGGUGGAGGAAAUUAGAGAGAGGCGGGAACGUGUGUUUACCAAGAAAAGAUUGGCUGGCAAAUUGGCACGGGAGAAGAAGAGGGCGGAAGACCGAAGGGUUGUGGCCGAGGGGGAACAUCUUAUUCGCAAGGAGCUCAAGGAAAUGGAGGAGGAGAACCUGCCGCUGGAGUCACUGGCAAACAAGAAUCUGAGCCACGUUGUUGGCACGGAGAGACUACGUACAAAGAAGAAAACGAGACUUUUGGUGGAUGGCGGCACGCAGGACGAGAUGGAAAUCGACUGA
Messenger RNA from Histoplasma mississippiense, 576 nucleotides. RefSeq names its product ribosome biogenesis protein RLP24. The coding region runs from base 1 to 576 and encodes 191 amino acids. Gene Ontology annotation, cellular component: nucleolus. The transcript has 2 exons. Lineage: Eukaryota; Fungi; Ascomycota; Eurotiomycetes; Onygenales; Ajellomycetaceae. Gene Ontology annotation, biological process: ribosomal large subunit biogenesis. The record is from RefSeq and is a predicted model, not a curated record.